Messenger RNA from Scutellospora calospora, 2072 nucleotides. The record is from the annotation of a GenBank genome assembly. NCBI's taxonomy places the organism in Eukaryota, Fungi, Glomeromycota, Glomeromycetes, Diversisporales, Gigasporaceae.
GUUGUCAUAAUCUUAAAACCAAUUGGAAAUAUCCUCCGGCUGCAAUUAUUUAUGAAUUAAAGACUUAUGGUGAUGGAACUAUUUUAGUACACUUGGUUUCGAGUGAAAAUUCAAGCGCAGUCACCAAUUUAAAUUGCAUAAGACCAAUUCUUUAUUUUAGAAUAUUUCGCCCUAAUGGAAAGAUUAAUUCUAUAAAUUUAAAUGUUACUGGGAUUAUUCCGGAUUUCAAUUUUUGUAAAACAAAAGUAGGAAGAACGUAUAAGAAUUAUUUAAAAGUUUAUCCAUUAAUAACUGAAAAUAUACUUGUUACAUAUGUGAAUUCUACUGAUGUUUUUUCUGCAAGUGUUUACGGUCUUUUAAUAUCUUGGAAAGGUGAAAUAAUUAGCUCUACUUUUCUGAGAAAGGCACCGGUUAAGAAUAAAUCGGUAUCACCUCCUGGAACAUUAUAUUUUCCAAGAAAUAGAAAUCUUAUAGGUUUUGUUUAUGCCGCACUACAGCCUGAUACUGGAGAUAUCGAUUGGGGCCUUUUUACGAUGCCAAUUCCGACGAAUAAUCGACAAAUAAACUUGACACGAGAAGGUGUUAUUAAAAAUGAUGGUGGAUCUAUGAUUAAUUUUGUUGCUUUCCCAACAGCAGCUGGUGAUUAUUGUUUGGUCGUGGCAAGAUCUUAUGAUGUAUCAAAUACCUCAUCGCCUCAAUUUGAUAUAACGUUGCAAAGUCAUUUGAAAGUGGAUGCGCAUUUUAUAUAUACUACCGAAACUGGAAAUACCAUUCCAAGCAUGUUAUAUUCGAGUUCAAUAGAAAACCUAAAUGUUUUUGCCAUAGCAUGUAGCGCUGAUUAUAGUGGUCUUGGAAAUAUGUGCCAUCUAUAUUUCGCGAAUGAUAAUAGCACUAUGGCAUAUCCUUUUACUUUGAACAUAGUAUUUUUAUCUAUCGGAUCUGUGGAUAGAGCUGUAUCAAAUGAGCUUGGACUGAAUAUUAGGACGACAGACUAUUUGAGCUUAGAUCCGUUAUAUUAUCAAGGUUUUUUAUUGACUGUACACCGACCGCAACAGACUGGCCAAAUUAUAUAUGGUUAUAUGAUUAAUGCCACCGGUCAGUUUGUGAGUAAUUGGACAUUACCACAACCAUUUAAAACGAACUCCACAGAAGACGUAUAUGGUAUUCUUCCGAAUAAUUCGAUUGCAUACGCGCUACAAACUGAUGCGUCUAACUGGACAAUUGACUAUAAAAAGUUACCGAUGAUGACGAUGCUUGGCGAUAACGGCUAUUUUAAUCCACAAAUAAAUUCAACUUUUCCAUCGAUUGAUGAUACGGUCCCAUUACGAACCAAUAAAAUCAGUAUCAAUUAUAAACAAGCUGUUACAUUAUCAGAUGGAAAUAUCAGUGUAUUUCAAUUGCAAGAUAUAUAUGGUGAUAAUCUUCUUCGACAAACUUAUUCGGGAACUUCGGGAUAUUGUAACUUGACCACGGAUUCUUUAACGAUUACGUGCUAUAUUUUGGAGAGUACUUUUAAUCUACCAAAUGCCGUGUAUUACGUGUUGGUAGAUCCCGAUUUUGUUCGAUUAAAUUCAUCAAACGAACCUUUAUUAGGAAUUGAAAAACUUGUUUGGGCAUUCAAAUCAAGCCAAGCCAUAAUCGAACCAUAUUCUGCGAUAAUCAAAAGUAUAAUACGUUUAGAUGUCGCAGGAACAGCCAGUUUCGAAAACCUGACCUCCGAAGGAAAAAAAGAAUUCAUAAAUCAGAUAAAUCAUGAACUUGCAACGUGUGUUCCAGUGAAAGUCACAAGAUUUCAUAACGAACAUGAUUAUCAGUAUGACCCACAAAGUUUUGAGAAAAGAAUUUUAUUACCAUUAACUAUAUUUGGGAAUUCGAAUAUAAUAGAAAAUUCAAGUAUAAUAAAGAACUCGAGUAUAAUUGAGGAGAACUCGUUACACGUUUUCUGGGAUUUGGAUGUUUUAAUAAAGAAUAGUAAUUUGACGUUAAUUUCAAGAAUGAAGAACACGAAACUUUUAGAUUCUAGAUUCGGAAUUAUUCGGGCUCACCAUUUUACAGAAAGUUUAUUUUACUGA